AUGAAGGGUCGUGUUUCUGCGCUACCCGGGAUGAUGAAUUCUAAGGAGCUUGGGACGCUUGGUGCUACCGUGGAUUAUGUGGGACCCCGUGCAAUCGCAGGAUUGGUUGACGGCAUGGAAGCUCGGGCCAAGGUCGAGAUGUGGAUGGACCGAUACGACAAGACUUCUUGUGAGGGUAGCAAAGAAGCACAGAAGAACUUGUAG
Molecule: messenger RNA, 204 nt
Organism: Letharia columbiana
Lineage: Eukaryota; Fungi; Ascomycota; Lecanoromycetes; Lecanorales; Parmeliaceae
Exons: 1
Coding region: 1-204 (67 amino acids)
Source: RefSeq, a predicted model, not a curated record